AUGUCUUCCAGCGGGGCCUUCAACAACCCCAUCAUCCCUGGGUUCAACCCUGACCCUUCAAUCUGUCGGGUAAACGACGAUUACUUCCUGGUGACCUCGACAUUUGAGUACUAUCCUGGUCUUCCGGUCUACCACAGCAAGGAUCCUCUACAAUGGGAACUUAUUGGUCAUGUCAUCACGAGACAUUCGCAAAUUAAUAUGCGAACGACCGAACCCUCGGGUGGACUUUGGGCGCCUACAAUUCGUUACCACGAAGGGCGUUUCUAUGUCUCUGUGGGAUGCACACAUCGCUUUCGUCCGAAAGAAUGGGAUAUCGUUAUCCCCCGUGGAUUCUUCGUAUCCACCACAGAUAUCUGGGACUCGUCUUCCUGGUCUGAUCCAACCUUUUUCGACAUCCCUGGAAUUGACCAAGAUCUUUUCUUCGAUGACGACGGCAAGGUAUAUUUUUCUGCCGUCAACAUGAUCACAGACCCAAGAGUGAAAAAGUACGGCCUUGGAUUGGCAACUUUCACUGCGGAAGUAGAUCUCGCCACUGGUCGAUGCCUUGGGCCUGCGAAGUGGAAUCGAUUAUCGAACUUCGGUCUUGGAAUUGCCGAGGGACCUCACAUCUUCAAAAAGGAUGGCUACUACUAUCUGAGUACGGCUGAAGGUGGCACUGAUGAAGGUCACCAGCAGUGGAUUUUCCGCAGUGCCACUGGUCCAUUUGGACCGUGGGAGGAAGGUCCCCAGGGGACCGUUAAUCCUGUAAUUUUCAAUGGCGAUGAUCUCUCGAUUCGCAACACGGGACAUUUGGAUUUCAUCGAAACGCCGAAUGGGAAGUGGUUCGCUGUGUUCUUGGGAGUUCGACCUCAAGGCGAAAAAUCGGAACUGCUCUCUCAACUUGGUCGUGAAACAUUCAUGAGCCCCGUUGAAUGGAUUGAUGGAUGGCCCAUUGUCAAUGGUCGUCAACCUAUCGGCCUCCAAAUGCAGGCGGAGGGCAUGCAGCUGCUCGCACAGCCAGAGGUUUGGAGAGACGAUUUCCAGGAUUCAACACUCCAGCUUGGAUGGUACCACCUACGAACACCGUUGAAGAAAGACUACUCUUUGUCAGAACGGCCGGGAUCAUUGAGUCUGUACGGAAAUGCGUAUCGUAUCGAGGAUUCUGAAUGUCCGUCUAUGCUGUUGCAGAAGCAAACGGGGUUCUCCGGUGACUGGAGGGUCAAGUUCAACUUUGCACCAACAGAGGCUGGCCAUGAAGCCGGAACAGCCAUUUGGUGGUCCCAAUUUGCAUACGCUUCGAUCGGACUCCGAAAGCCAUUUGAUGAGUACAACUCCGGACUGGAGAUCGUAUCCCGUUGUUACGAUGAGACUGAAGAUCAGUUCAAGGAACUCACCCACCAAUUGCCUCUGGAAUGUGGUGACAUUGAACUUAUCAUCCGUGCCCGCCCUACACGAUACGAGCUCUUCUUCUCAGCACAGCAGGGUGAACAAUCUACUCCUUCCGAGCCCGUCAAAUUAGGCGAAAUAUCCAGCAAGGCAUUGACGCACCGCCGAUCUGGGAAGGAAUCUCCCAACACUGGGUCUCAUUUUGCAAUUUAUGCACAGGGUGCUUAUGGCAAGCCGUGCUUCGAGCCCGCGCGCUUUGAGUUUGUAGAAUCUGCACUUGGAAUUGGCAAUUUCUCAUAUACAAAAAACAAGCAAGAACAAAGUCCAGGCUAA
Messenger RNA from Penicillium subrubescens, 1698 nucleotides. Its product is annotated as glycoside hydrolase family 43 protein. Gene Ontology annotation, biological process: carbohydrate metabolic process. The coding region runs from base 1 to 1698 and encodes 565 amino acids. The record is from RefSeq and is a predicted model, not a curated record. Gene Ontology annotation, molecular function: hydrolase activity, hydrolyzing O-glycosyl compounds. NCBI's taxonomy places the organism in Eukaryota, Fungi, Ascomycota, Eurotiomycetes, Eurotiales, Aspergillaceae. The transcript has 5 exons.